Perkinsus marinus ATCC 50983 is the source of this 591-nucleotide messenger RNA. RefSeq lists its product as hypothetical. NCBI's taxonomy places the organism in Eukaryota, Perkinsozoa, Perkinsida, Perkinsidae. The record is from RefSeq and is a predicted model, not a curated record. Bases 1 to 591 code for a protein of 196 amino acids. The transcript is spliced from 8 exons.
AUGCUAUUCCUCGUCAACAGAUUUCUGAGUAUUUUGCUUUACUCUUACUGGGUCGAAGCCGUUGAAAUUUCUCAUCAGGGCUUUUUCGGUGAUCUCUUCGGAGGUCUUUGGAGUGACAGUAAGAAAGUUGCCACCAAGGUUCUGCGUGAAGAUUCGGGCAAAUUCCGAGAUGAGCUCGUUGACUCUGGAGAUGCCCUCAAGAGUACUCUUCUAAGGCAUGGACGUAACGCAGUGGGAUCGCUGGGAAGGGCUUUCAAGGAUACAUGGUCAUCGGCGUUAGACAAUGGCGAGGAUUACCUAGAUAAUGCUGUUGAAGCGGGUAGAGGUGUAGCGACUAAUGCGGGUAUGGGUAUUGCUAGGGGGAUGGCCAGGGCGAGGGACAGAGCAGCUUCCACCAGUGAGCGCCUCCGAGAGCAAGCUGAUAGACUUAAUGCUAUUCCUUCUACUAUCGAUAUGAUCCACAGAGGCGCUCGCAAUAGCAUACGUGCUGGCCUGAACACGAGGAGCCCCUGGAAUGGCUAUAAUGAGAAUUACUUCCCGCGUUCACGCCGCUCGGCCGUCCAUGAUUUCUUUGGGGUGGGUGGUGAAUGA